Vitrella brassicaformis is the source of this 1159-nucleotide messenger RNA. Lineage: Eukaryota; Vitrellaceae. The record is from the annotation of a GenBank genome assembly.
CACAAAACGAGACGACACGAUAGGAACAAACGCUUCAGCGCCCAUACACCCUUAGCCCAGCAGCCACCCCCGCAUCCCUUCCAACCCAAUCAGCCAGAAGAAGCUCGUCGGGGCGCACAUCGCGCCAAUCAGACCAGCCAAUGCAACAGGCAGACUCCCAGGGGCGCCCUUCCGCCGCCUCCCGGCCUUCUUGACGGUGCCCCUCUUUCGGUCCUCAAUCGACUCGAUAACCGAAGCCAUCGGCGACUCCAUCUGGCUUAUCUCACACGGCAGUGCCGCCCACCGCCUCAGAGCCACGCCUGCACGCCAAACAAGCCAACAACACAUCCAUCCAUCCAUCCAUCCAUCCGCCUUGCGUGUGUCAUCCUCCGAUUGGCUCACCAGUGACGGUGAGAACAACGGCCGUCAUCAGGUACCAGAAUGCGCUGUUCCUCACACUGAAGUCGGCGGCCCAGUCCUUCAUCAACACAUCGGCAUGUGCACCCGCCUUGGCCGGCGGCAACGGGCCUGCCCCAGCGGCGGAUGAUGACCUACCCUCACCGCCGCCUCGCCGUGCUGUCUUGAUGGCUUCAGACAGCUUCUCGAUGGCCUCCUUCCAGGCCGCUCUCGACAGAAGGGUCUCGCCAAUGCCCUUGAGAGUCGCGAGUGUGACGGGCGGCGCGACGGAUCCGAGUGGGUCCUGCAAGAUUUGCAGACAGGCGUAGCGGUAGGGGACAGACAGGGCACCGAGUGCAAUUUGGCCGAGGCCGGCGUAGAGAAGGGUGGUGCCCAGCGAGUGCUGCUCGGCCGCCGUCUGCUGCAGAGAUCUCACGCGCUCAGACAGAAUCUACAGUGGCACCAGCGGCAGUCAACAAGACUGUUUUUGAUCCCUGUGCAUGUGUGUGGUGUGUGUUGGGCCAGCUCCACAUAUACCUGAUACUCUACGGCGGUGCGCAGACAUUUUGCCAUUGCGGCCCUGGAUUCCUCACGCGCCAUCUCCAGCUGACCUUCAGUGGCACCGAUGGCCUGGCCCUCGGGCACCUUUGGUGGUGCGCCGCCCGCCUUCCUUUCAGCUUCAUCAAUCUUUGUUCUCCGCUCGUUGAGCUUGACACGCAGGCUGGCACUCAUAUCCAUGGCGGCAACGUUGACACAAAAGCACAGAGGAGGGCACAGAUCCUCC